AUGGAGGGACCCGCUGAUUCCCGAGGCCCGGGGCCGCAGUACGUGCUUGACGACCACUACUGCGAAGUCUGCAAAGUGUUCAAGCUGCACCAGACUGAAGAGGAAACGGGAGUUCUAUCCGACGCGGAAUACGACGGAGCUGCUAUGUGUGAUAUAGCCGAACAAGCUGGUCUUGGCUGCAAAACAUGUGGGCUAGUCCACGACGCCGUCGAAAAGAUCUUUGGAAUGCGAGGGUGGGACGUUCCAAGUUCAAACGGACCAAACGGUUGGGCAACUCUGCGCCGCGAUUACUAUUAUAUGGACCCCCUGAGUCUGGGAGUAUACUUUACUAUAUCCCCUGGCGAAUACGACCCUGGGAAGCUUGAUGACGAGUGUUGCCUCAGCACGGUGCGAUCUUGGAUGCAAGGUUGUGACAACAAACACCCACGGUGUGCCCCGAACGCCUCAAAUGGGCUGCCGAAGCGGCUGCUCGACCUAGCCAACGAUGGAAGCCAUUUGUCCGUUCGCCUACAUGCAACUACUCCCAACGAGAGCUUUGAAUACGUUACGUUGAGCCACUGCUGGGGAGACGCAGCGAAGGUUCCCAAGACAACCCAGGCCACGCUGGAGUCUUACCAGCAACAAGUGCCCGGCGAAAUGCUCACACCUACGUUUAGAGACGCAAUCUGGAUAGUUAGGCAGCUUGGUUUUAGAUACCUUUGGAUCGACGCGCUUUGCAUUGUACAGGAUGAACCGACUGACUGGGCCGCCACAGCAGGAACUAUGGCAACGAUAUACGGCGAGGCAAGCCUUAACAUCGCUGCUGCGUCUUCCGAAAACGGCAACGGUGGAUGUUUCUACGAGCGCAUGUACAUGGGGCAUUGGUUUUCGCGCACAAGCGGACGAGACGUUACGCUACGCACAGAUCUGGUGCCGGAAUGCGGCCUGUUCGUGCGUCUCGGGAUCGACCACUCAUUCGUAGAGGGUUUGACCGGCAUACCAACCAUGGAUACGGGAUGUCCACUGUCCGAGCGGAAAUGGUUCUAUCAAGAACGCAUCCUCAGCCGGCGAACUUUGUUCUACACCAGAGGGACGUGA
This is a messenger RNA of Anthostomella pinea, 1077 nucleotides long. Lineage: Eukaryota; Fungi; Ascomycota; Sordariomycetes; Xylariales; Xylariaceae. The record is from the annotation of a GenBank genome assembly.